CUAAUUACUACAAAGUCAGGUUUCUUACUUUAUCUACAACUAAUAUAUAUCCAUCAUGGCAGCUGUUUCUACUGAGGUUCAGAUCGUGAAUUCAUUUCCUGCUGAUAAGCUUUUCAAAAUUCUCAGUAACAUCCAUAACCUCGCACCUAAGGUAGUUCCAGAAGUAUACAAAUCCAUCACGACAAUAGAAGGUGACUUGGGCGUUGGAACAAUCCAGAGUCACGUUUACGGCGACGCUGUACCAUACACAUCAUCAAAGCAAAAGUUUGAUGUUGUUGAUGUCAACAAUUUUUAUGUCGAAUACACAGUCUUUGAAGGUGACAUAUUGUCGGAUUAUCUAGACUCGAUCGCUCAUCGUAUUAAGAUCUCACCAACUGCUGAUGGUGGAGCUGUGUAUAGGCACACGACAGUGUUUAAGUGUAAAGGUGAAACAAAGCCAACAGAAGAUGUUCUUACCCAAACCAAUGAAGGAUACAAGAAAGUCUUCAAGGCUAUUGAGGCGUACGUUCAUGCCAAUGCUGAUGCUUUUUGAUUUUUCUUUUCUUAAUCAAAAUGUUUGUUUGGAUUUGAAAUGGUAUCGUGUAUCUUUCUAUUGUUGUUGUGCAUGAAUCAUUUUGUAACACUUUUUUUUCUUUGCAUCAAUCAAUAAACAUGUUUAUUAAAAUCCCA
Helianthus annuus (common sunflower) is the source of this 669-nucleotide messenger RNA. Its product is annotated as root allergen protein-like. The record is from RefSeq and is a predicted model, not a curated record. Gene Ontology annotation, molecular function: protein phosphatase inhibitor activity; signaling receptor activity; abscisic acid binding. Gene Ontology annotation, biological process: abscisic acid-activated signaling pathway; defense response. Gene Ontology annotation, cellular component: cytoplasm; nucleus. The coding region runs from base 56 to 532 and encodes 158 amino acids. The transcript is spliced from 2 exons. Lineage: Eukaryota; Viridiplantae; Streptophyta; Magnoliopsida; Asterales; Asteraceae.